GCACAACAGGUAAUAAAAUACAGAUACAACUAAUUUAAAAAAAAAAAAAAAAACAUAAAAAUAAAUUUUAAUUUCGAUUUUUUGAAAAAUAAAAAAAUUAUUUUUAAUUUCCCAAAUGUCGAGCAAUGAUAAUAAUACCCAAAGUAAUAUUUCAGAAAUAAGUAAUAUAAACAAUAUAAAUGAUUUAAAUAAUACAAAUAAUACAGAUAAUACAGAUAAUAUAAAUAAUAAUAUUGGUAGUAGAAAAAGAAAACAAUUCCAACCAAAGAAAUUAAAUAAAAAAGAAACACAAUCCAAGACAUGGACUGAUGAAAACAAGAAACUAAAAACUACUGAUGAAAAUGAACUAAAUAAUAAAACAAUUUCAACCAACAAUAAUAAUAGCAUCAACAAUACAGAAAAUCAUAUUGAUGAUAAUAUUGAAAAUAACUCAAUAAAUGAACCAACUAAAGAUACAACUGAAACAGAUGAAAACGAAGAUAUAGAUAUUAAAGAAUUACCACUAACCAACAAAUGGUCAGUUGGGAGAAGAAAAAAAGCAAUUGCCGGGCUAUUGGUUUCUUUUAAUGAAAAUGAAAACAGUAUAUCUUCUGAAAAUUCAAACCCAAUAAAAAUCUUUGUUGGAGAAGUGAUGAUAUUUUCUGAUACACUCUUUAAAAAAAAACCAAUUUAUAUCUAUAGCUCAGAUAAUAGCAAUAAUAUGAAUGAUCUACACACUAAAUCAACUGGAUUUUUUACAAACUCAACAAAUAAAAGAAAGAUCGCAAAUUUUACAGCAGACUGUCCCCCAGUAGUACUUAACUCAUUAAUACUAUUACAAUCCAAAAACUAUAUAAAAUUAAGAUUUUUAUAUAUUAAUGAUGAAAAUAAUAAUAAUAAUAAUAAUAAUAACAAUAAUAAUAAUAAUAAUAAUAAUAAACAAAUUGGUAGCCUGGUAUCUAUACAAGUUUAUUUAAUCGGGGAAUCAUUUAGAGGAUAUAAUAACCCAACAUCAAUUUAUCAAUCCAGAGAAGACAAAUCAUUCAAAUCAAUUUUGAACUACUUUUUGAAAAUAAAAGAAGUUAAUGAAGAUGAUAUUGAAAAACAGCAUCAGCAAAAUCAACAAGAUGAAGAAAGAGAACAAAUGGACACAACUGAACAAGAUCAAAAACCAACAAUUGAUAUUGAAAAGAAUGAACCUCAAGACAAUUUAGAAAACAAUACAGAAGACAAUACAGAUAAUGCAGACAAUACAAACAAUAAUAAUAUUGAUAACAAUAAUAUGGGCACCAAUAAUGAAAAAAAAAGAAAAGAGUUCCAAUUUGAUGCAAAAGAACUAUAUGACAAAGUUAAAAUCUCAAGUGAUGCAACAGAAAUCGAUACAAAUUUAUUUAAUAGUCAAAUGACAUCAAAACUAAAGCCUUACCAAUUAAAAACGGUUAAUUGGAUGCUAAAUAGAGAACUAAAUCCAAAAAUUAAUUUUGAGGGCCUAAAGAACGAAAACAAUGAUAACUAUAUUCUUCAUCCACUAUGGGAUAGAUUUAUAAUAGAUGGCAUCGAAUUUUUUUAUAACGAAUAUACCGGAGGGUUAUCUCUAGACCCAAUGAUAUUGGAUAACAUCAACAAGAAAGAACUAAAAAACACCACAACCACAACCACUACUACAUCAGAACCAGCGUCAACAAUUAAAAUCAAUUUAAAUGAACAAAAAAUUUACGGUGGUAUUUUAGCGGAUGAACCUGGUAUUGGUAAAACCAUUGAAUUUUUAGGUUUAGUGUUGGCUCAUCAAAAAGAGAAUAAAGAAUCAAAAGUCAUUAGGGGGCCAAAGCCAAUUAAUCAAGAAGAUGUCAGAGAACAGAAAAAUAGAAAAUUGAAAAGAGAGCAGGAACUUCAGAGAGAAAAUGAUAUUGUGGAGUACAAAAACAAUAAUGGAGAUACUAUUGCAUGUUGCUGUGGUAGAGAUGAAAAAGCACAUGGUUUUGGCUUAUGGGUGGAAUGCUCGUCGUGCAAUAGAUGGCAAUUUGUUGGCUGUGUUGGUCUAAGAUAUAAAGCAAGCAAUCAAUUUUACUUUUGUACAUUUUGCACCCAAGUUAAAAGAGAUCCCUCUUUAGAUUUCAAUGUUGACGAAGAUUUAGUAGACUCCCCAGAUCGUUGGGAUGAUUCAACAUUGGUCGAGUCGAGAGCAACUUUAAUUAUUGCGCCAUCGGCAAUCUUUAGUCAAUGGCAAGAAGAAAUUGUUAAACAUACUACCGGCUUAUCGGUUUAUGUAUACCGUGGAAUUUAUAAAGAAUCAAUUACACCCUACGAUUUGGCAAAUCAUGAUAUAGUUUUAACAACUUAUGAAACCUUAUCCGAUGACUCCAUUUGUUUAGACCAAACAUCAGCCGGUAAACAACUACGUUAUAUUAAAAUCAAAUCACCAAAGUCUUCAUUGAAGUGUAUUGAUUGGUGGAGAAUUUGCUUGGAUGAAGCCCAAAUGGUAGAAAGUAUAGGUUGCAAAUACAAGAAACUAGCAUUCAAUUUAGAUGCCAAAUACCGUUGGUGUUUAUCAGGUACCCCAAUUCAAAAAUCUUUAGAUGAUAUGCAUGGCUUAAUUGAAUAUCUCAGAGUAGAACCAUUUAAAGAAAGAUACUGGUGGAGCAAUUUAAUAUUAAAUAAAUACCUAGUUCAUGGUGAUCAAUCCAUUAUUGAUUUUUUCCAUACAAUUUUAAAAUCAAUUAUGUUAAGAAACUCAAAAUCUCAAAUCAAAGAUGAACUAAACUUACCAACCCAAUAUGACCGUGAUACAAAAUUACUGCGUUUCUCAAUGGUAGAAUCUCAUUAUUAUCAAAAGAAGGCAAAUGAAUGCUCAGCAGAAGCCCGUUCACUAUUUAACAAAUAUUUUAUUCGUAACAAUAGAGUAUCUGCCAAAGACCUUUCAAAAGUUUUAGCACCAUUAUUAGCACUUCGUCAAGCAUGUCAACAUCCACAAGUAGGUUCUUCCGGUAUUAGAUCUAUUCAAAAGAGUAUGAUGACAAUGGGUGAACUUUUAGAUAGACUUAUUGAAAAUGCAACAAUAGAAUGUAAAAACCAUCAAAAAUCCCUAAUACAUGCCUACAAUUGCUUAGCUGCUGCGAAAAUCAUUAAAAAUGACUACAAUGCUGCAUCAUCAUUAUAUUUAGAAUCUUUAAACCUAUUUGAAUCAAACUCAAAACACUUCAAAGUCGAUUGGUUCCAAGAACUACAUGUUUAUCACAAUCUUAAUUAUAUAUUAAAAGAAAAUCAAAAAAUUUUAACAGAAAAUCAAAAUAAUAAUGAUAAUCAAGAGCAUAAUAAGCAAACACUUCCCAAAAAUAAAGAAUUAGUAACAAAUGAAACUAUAAACUUGAUUACAAAUGAUGGCCAAAGAGAUUUAGAUAAAGAAUGUGAAAAAGUUAGAAAUGGCUAUUUAAUUGGGAAAAAUAUGCAAAUGAUUCAAUUUCAAAAGGAAUUUGAUGAAUUCCAUGAAAAAGUUGAACACCUGUUAAAAGAAUUUGAUGAAAAUACAAAAAGUUGGAAGAAACUACCUUGGUGGGAAAGAGCUUUACAAGAUAUUGAAUCUUAUGAAGCUAAUACCUCAGGCCAAACAUUAAAGAAAAAGAUUGAAACCGAGCUAUUCAUUCCAAAAAAUCUACCACAAUUUCAAUUUUCACUCGUUAAUAAGUUUAGAGAUUACAACGGUUUAGCAUAUUUAAUUAGAGGUCAUAUGGAUGAUUUAUUUAGAUAUCGUAACUCAUUCAUCAAAACCCUAAUACCAUUAACUAAACAAUUUAGUGAAAGUGAUGUCCAAGCCUCAAUCAACUGCCCAGAAUGUCGUGAUAUUAACAACAAAACCGAUGCCAAUCAAAUCUGUACCCAUUGCAUCUGUUUAGAAAACCUUAGUUUCUUUAGAGAGAAAUUAUUUUCAAACUUUAAUCAAAAAAAGAAUAGAGUUACCAAACAAACAAGUAGCCUCAGAUCAAUGCUCAGCGACAACCAACUAAAAGAUAUUGAAUCAUUAAAACUAGAUAUUACUGGUGCCACUGAAUCUGUUGCCGACUCUGAAGUUGAAAGAGUUUUAAAACUAAUGAUUCCAAUACUAAGAAGCAUCGAUACCGAAGCAACCGAUGAAUUGGCCAAAGAAGGUGAAGAUUUUAUAAAAACCUUAAAGAAUAUGAAAAGAGAACUAAGUACAGGUUCAGAGCUUUGGGCAGCAUCAAAAAAUUAUUUAAAUAGCUUUGAUGAAGUUGACUCUGCCACUGUUCGUAUUCGUUUACGUUAUCAAGGAGAAAUUCUAGAGCCACAUGAAGAGCUAUUCAAACUAAACCCAAUUGAAGUCGACCCAUUCAUCAAACGUUUUGAACUAGAAAAAAAGAAAUCAUUAGAACAAUACAAAAUCUCGCAUGGUCAAUUAUUAUAUUUAUUAAAUUUAAAAAAAUCAAACUUUUCAACUAAAAGUUUUAAUAAUACUGUUGAAAACCCCAAUCAAGAAUCUAUUUGUGUAAUUUGUCAAGAGCCACUUGGUGCUAAUAUUGUAAUGCUUUUAUGUGGUCACUCUUUUUGCUAUGACUGUAUCAUGUUUAUGAUUGAAAGAGUACCAAACUGUCAAACUAUUCAAUGCCCAGUAUGCAGGUCAAGAAAUAAUAUAGAGGAAAUUAGUUUUAUUUCUACUGACAAAGAAAAUGGUGAACUAGUAGAUCCAAGUAUAGUUAAAGGCUCAUAUGGUACCAAAAUUGAAUCUGUAGUUUCAACUUUAAUAAAAAUUCAAAAAAACUCAAAUGUGGAUAAUAAAGAUAACAAUAAAGAUGAAAAUAAGGGUGAAAAUAAGGAUGAAAAUAAGGACGAAAAUAAGGAUAACAGUAUAUUAGAUAACAACAUAGAUAACAAUAAUGAUAAUGAUAAAACGAAAUCAAUUGACAAAGUUAUCAUUUUCUCCCAAUGGAUGGAUUUAUUAGAAAUUAUUUCAAGAGCUUUAAAAGAAAAUGAUAUUGAAUUUGCUAAAAUUUCAAAAAAACCAAAUUCAUUCGAAAGUGCAAUUAAUCAAUUUAGAAAAAAUCCAAAUAUAAAUGUGUUAUUAUUACCAAUUCAAAGGGGUGCAAGUGGUCUAAAUUUAAUUGAAGCUACUCAUGUAUUCAUUGUCGAACCAAUUUUAAAUCCAAGUGUAGAAGCUCAAGCAAUUAAUAGAGUUCAUCGUUUUGGUCAAAGCAAAGAAACUUUUGUACAUAGAUUUAUUAUUAAAAAUACAAUUGAAGAAAAAGUAGCUCAAAUGAAUAAGAAAAAAGAAAAAGAAUUAGAUUGGAAAUUAGCAUCAAAUAAAAAUGAUAAAGAUUUAUUAUCAAAGAAUGAUAUAGAAUUUUUAAUUUUAGAUUAG
This is a messenger RNA of Dictyostelium purpureum, 5347 nucleotides long. RefSeq lists its product as uncharacterized. The transcript has 2 exons. Gene Ontology annotation, cellular component: nucleus. NCBI's taxonomy places the organism in Eukaryota, Evosea, Eumycetozoa, Dictyosteliales, Dictyosteliaceae. Gene Ontology annotation, biological process: DNA damage response; protein polyubiquitination. Bases 116 to 5347 code for a protein of 1743 amino acids. Gene Ontology annotation, molecular function: ubiquitin protein ligase activity; ATP-dependent chromatin remodeler activity; metal ion binding. The record is from RefSeq and is a predicted model, not a curated record.